AUGGCUGCCAGCAUCAACUCCCCGUGGACUAUUCUAGCAAUAGGUGUCUUACUAUUCGUGUCGAAGUGUUUGUAUCGGAUCUAUUUUCACCCUCUCCGCCACAUUCCCGGCCCAACGCUUGCUGCUGUUACUCACCUAGAGGAGUUCUACUACGAUGUGAUCCGAGGAGGGAAGUUUAUCUGGAGAAUCCAAGAAAUGCAUAAGCAAUACGGCCCGAUCGUCCGCAUCAAUCCAAGAGAGGUGCAUAUCACCGACCCUUCCUUUUACGAUGAGAUCUACGCAGGGGCUGGUCGCAAACGCAAUAAAGACUGCCACAUGACGCCUAUAUUCGCGUCUCCCUCAGCAACAAUAGCAACCAUCGAUCACGAUCUCCAUAGGACGCGCCGCAACCAGCUGAAUGGCUUCUUUUCCAAAAAGGCGGUGACAGAGCUGAUGCCCGUCAUCCAAAGCAAGGUUGUGCACCUACAGACCAUCUUACACAAAGCCUAUGCAUCCGACCAGGCCGUGAACCUGCAUGAGAUCUUUGCGAGCCUGUCGGCUGACAUCAUCACACAUUAUGCCUAUGGAUCGGACUGCGGCUUCCUCGACAACCCCAGCGAGAGCAACCUGAUCUUGAAGGGGGCGCACGAGAUCAUUCAAGCGUGCCACGUUCAUCGCUUCUUCCCGCAGGUCUUGACUGUCCUGCAGGUUGUACCUCCCUGGAUUCUGCGGCGCGUGCGCCCCAACCUGUCUGGAAUCUUUGAUAUGCAAGAUCGCAUCACUCAGCAGUCGAACGACAGCCUGCGUCAAGUAGCGAAGCACGAGGCAUUGGCCUCCGACUAUCGACCGCGCCGCACUAUCUUCGAUGCGAUCAAUGACCCGGCUCUGCCGCCUCAGGAGCGCACCCUCCAGCGACUGCGCGAGGAGGCGUUCACGGUGCUUGGGGCUGCCACCGAGACGACGGAGGGCGCCCUGACCAUCGCCAUGUUCCAUCUGCUCUACCACAAGCCGUACUUCCUGCGCUUGCGCGAGGAGCUUCGAGCCGUGAUGCCAGAUAGCACCGACACAGCAAUCUGGCAGGACCUGGAGCGAUUGCCUUUUCUGACAGGAGUCGUGAACGAAAGCUUACGGUUGAGCGGUAUAUCCAUCCGACUCCCACGCGUCGCUCCACAAGAGACACUCCACUACCACGAACAUGUCAUCCCGGCCGGUACCCCAAUGAGCACAAUCUCGUACUUCAUCCACACCAACUCGACCAUUUUCCCCGAACCCGAGAAAUUCGACCCAGACCGCUGGAUCCGGGCCGCAGCACCAGCCACGCAAGGGAGCGGGGCAUCUCCACAGAAGCUGACCAAGUUUCUGGUCCCCUUCACCCGCGGCAGUCGCAUCCUGGCAUACGCAGAGCUGUACAUGACCCUCGCGGCUGUGGUACGGCGCUUCGAUCUGGAGCUUUACGGCACGACGGUGGAGGAUGUGCGCUUUGAGCGGGAUUUGUCGCUGCCGCAUACCGAUCGCGGAGCGCGGCGCGUGAGGGUGAGGGUGGUGGGGUUGGCCAGGAAUAUUGCUGAGUGA
Messenger RNA from Aspergillus homomorphus CBS 101889, 1551 nucleotides. Its product is annotated as cytochrome P450. Lineage: Eukaryota; Fungi; Ascomycota; Eurotiomycetes; Eurotiales; Aspergillaceae. Gene Ontology annotation, molecular function: heme binding; oxidoreductase activity, acting on paired donors, with incorporation or reduction of molecular oxygen; monooxygenase activity. The transcript has 6 exons. The record is from RefSeq and is a predicted model, not a curated record. The coding region runs from base 1 to 1551 and encodes 516 amino acids.